AUGGAGAAACCGGAAGAGGAUCUUAAAGCCAUACAACGGAAUAUUGAUGCGGCUUCAGCAAAUGACUCGGACUACUUGAGGCUUCUGGAUCAACGGGGAGUGCUAUACAGAGAGCGGUUUCAACGCACGAAUAACCUGGAUGACCUUCAAGAAGCUAUCGAAGCCAUAGUAAAGAGCAGGGACAUCACUGCUGAGGGGGAUCAGAUGAGGCCAAAACGCUUCAGUUUCCUAGGGAGUCUAUUUAAAGACAAAUUUCUCAUGACUGAUGACAUCGCCGACAUCGAGGCUGCAAUCAGAUACGCAAAGGCAGCUGCCGACGUUACCCAAGACUCUCACAACCGUCGGACGUUCCUGAAUGACGUUGGAAUCUAUUACCAUGAAAGAUUUCGGGUCACUGAUGAGUCGACGGACAUUGAUGAAGCCAUCAAUUUCACCAAGCAAGUCGUGAACACUUAUUCAGAACAUCAACCGAUUCCGGCAAGAGUUUCCAACAGUCUUGGAACCGUUCUAGGGGAUCGAUUCUUGAAACUAGGAAAUGAUGUUGAUAUUGAUGAAGCCAUCGAACACACCAAGAAUGCGGUGAACGUUACAUCUGACAAUGAUCCGGAUAAAGCAAAAUUCUUGGAUGAUUUAGCAGAACUAUAUGGAGCUCGAUAUCUCCAUACUGGUGAGCCGCUUGACCUCGAUUUGGGAAUUGAGAAAUGUCAAAAAGUGAUGGAAUUGACCUCAACCCACGACUCAAACUAUGCGAUCCGUUUGAACAACCUUGCGGGUCUACUCCGAGACCGAUACCAGAGAAAGCGAGGAGAGAGGGAUCUAGAACAAGCGCUAAGUUUCGCACAACAGGCGGUUGAUUUAACACCUCGGAAUCAGCCAGAACGUGCGAUAUAUUUGAGCAAUUUAGCCAAUAUACUGGCCGAGCGGGAUCUGAGAGACUCAUCACAAACAAAGGACAUAGAAUGCGCUAUUAUGCACGCACUCGAGGCUUUGGAUAUGACGCCUGAUAAUCAUCCAUACCGUUCGAGGCGCUUGAACACCCUUGGCGUUCUCCUCAGGCAAAAGUCUCUGAGAACUUCAACGGAGGCAGACAAACCACUUAUCCUUGAGGAAGCUAUUCGGGUCACCUUUGCCGCGGUCAAAGCUACCGAGGAGGAUGAUUGGGAUUAUGCAGGACGCGUGAACAAUUUGGGCCUUCUUUUUGGGGAUGCCUACCGAUGCACCAGACAGUUAGCCGACCGGGAUAAAGUCGAUAAAGCUAUUCAAUAUUGCCAAGAGGCUAUCUGCAAGAUGCCCGACGAUACUCUGGAUCUUUCGACAUAUCUAAGUAAUCUGGGGAGCUUAUUUGAUGACAAAUACGAGUUGAAUGGUCGAAAAAAAGAAGAAGACUUGCAGAAGGCGAUAUCGUCGUAUGAAUCUUGCCUUGGUACAUCAAGCGGACUUCCACUAACUCGGAUACUUGCUGGACAAUCAGCUGUAUAUCAUCGGAUCACGGAGAAGAAUUGGCUCAAGGCAGCUCAAUUACUGGACCAGGUAUUAAACAUUCUCCCCGAGGUCACACCGCCAUCAAGUGCUCGAGACGAUCUGCAACACAUUCUUCGACAGCUCUUCGGGCUCGCAUCCCUCACAGGCUCCGUCUUUCUGAAAGCUGGAAGGACCCCGGUCCAAGCAUUUCAAGCGCUCGAGCGGAGCAGAGGAAUAAUUUCGAGCCUAAUGAUGGACUUUAGAACCGAUUUGCCCUCGCUAAGGGAGGAAGAUAAUGACAAGCGGUCCCAAUAUCUCAAAAUAAGGCAGGAAAUCGCAGCUGCGAAUGCAUUUCGAAUCUCUGCUUUGCGGGAUAUUUCAGCGAAAGGCUACACAUCACACGAUCUUCAGCGUGAGCGGCUGUUCAAGAGCCUGUCUGAUAUACAAAACGAUAUACGCGCCUGUCCGGCAUAUGAAAAUUUCCUGUUACCUCUCUCUGAGAAGGAGAUGAUGGAUUUGUCACGAGACGGGCCUCUUGUCUCCUUUAAUGUCAGUGAUGUCAGCAGUGAGGCGUUCUUGAUAACUACAGAUGAAAUUCGGGUCUUGUGUCUCCCUGACCUGAAGAAAGAAAACCUUCGACGAUGUAUUGAUACUUGUGCUUCAAGAGGAAACUUGGCGCGACGGGAUGGAUCUCUUUUUCUUGGAGGCCAAAAGCAAACGUCCUUUAUUCCAAAUGUGUCAACUGAACUGUCAGCCUUGUGGAAAGUCGCAGUGAAGCCAGUCCUCUCAAAAUUGGGGCUUGUGAGUCCAGUAAGCCCCGGCGAAAAGUUACCACGCGUCUGGUGGGUUGGAGGUGGGAUAAUGGCACAGGUACCGAUUCAUGCAGCUGGUGAUCAUUCGAAAGGAUCCACGGAGAACACACUGAGUCACGUCGUCUCGUCAUAUGCCACGACUGUGAAAAUGCUUCAAUUCACCAGAAACAAGCCUCGAAGAUUGGGUAGAGAAGUACAGCCAAAAAUCCUUGUUGUUUCAAUGCCUAGCACACCAAGCCACAACGUUUCCCUCAACGUGGCGGAGGAGGUCGCGGCUAUUAAGAAACAGGUCGGCUCAUGGGCGUCAACGAAGGUUUUGGAGCGGCUUACUAAAGAAGAAGUCCUCUUCGAGUUCGAGACUUGCACAAUAGCCCACUUUGCUUGUCAUGGCGUUGCAGACACGGUAGAGCCCGCGAAAAGUGCUCUCCUUCUUGGGAGAGAGAAGCAAGAGCGCCUCACUCUAGGCGAUUUGGACACAGUCAGUCGUGAUGACACCGAAAUUGCGGAUCUCUCGGCCUGUUCGACCGCUGAGCUGAAAGUCGAAGAUCUCGUUGACGAGAGUAUCCAUCUCGCCAGCGCUUUUCAGCUCAGCGGAUUCCGACACGUUAUAGGGACACUGUGGGGUGCAGAUGAUGCCGCCGCUGUUGCCAUUGCAGGCAAGUUCUACGAAGAAUUGCUCAAGGACAGCAAGUCAGAAGAAUUGUGCGUGUCACAUGCGCUUCACCAUGCCAUGAUGAAUUUCCGGAAUAGGCAAGACAAUCGCGCAGCUGUUUGGAAGUGGGCGCCAUUUAUCCACCUGGGAUGUUAA
This is a messenger RNA of Exophiala xenobiotica, 3081 nucleotides long. RefSeq lists its product as uncharacterized. The record is from RefSeq and is a predicted model, not a curated record. The coding region runs from base 1 to 3081 and encodes 1026 amino acids. NCBI's taxonomy places the organism in Eukaryota, Fungi, Ascomycota, Eurotiomycetes, Chaetothyriales, Herpotrichiellaceae. The transcript has a single exon. Gene Ontology annotation, molecular function: protein binding.